AUGUCUGGAAGAGGCAAAGGCGGCAAGGGGCGUCACCGUAAAGUUUUGCGCGAUAACAUCCAGGGUAUCACUAAACCCGCCAUUCGUCGUCUGGCUCGCCGCGGGGGCGUAAAGCGCAUCUCUGGGCUGAUCUACGAAGAGACCCGCGGAGUGUUGAAGGUGUUUCUGGAGAACGUGAUCCGCGAUGCCGUCACCUACACCGAGCACGCCAAGAGAAAAACCGUCACCGCCAUGGAUGUUGUGUACGCGCUGAAGAGACAGGGACGCACUCUGUACGGCUUCGGGGGUUAAACGACUGAAACCAGGACAAACCACACAAACCCAAAGGCUCUUUUAAGAGCCACACACU
Molecule: messenger RNA, 349 nt
Organism: Pimephales promelas (fathead minnow)
Lineage: Eukaryota; Metazoa; Chordata; Actinopteri; Cypriniformes; Leuciscidae
Source: RefSeq, a predicted model, not a curated record